ACAUAACAGUGCUGUUCCCUGACACGUCAAACCACGCUCCCGGGGUCGGCCUUCAACCUUCUCGCAGCCAUUGGCUCGCUAGGCAGCGGCACGUACUCUGAUUGGUAGGAAUCGACUGGCAGCAGGGUAGGCUGUAGCUGUGCAAAGCCGUGUAGGUAGAACGGCGCCGCUUCCGGGGAGCUGGAUUGAGAGAGCAAUGGAAAAGCAGAGAGGAGGGCUGGGAAUGCCUAGGACUGCCGCAACUCGCUGAACUGAACCGGACACCGAAGAAAGAGCUGAUGAUACGAAGACGGUUUUUACACUGUUGUUCAAGUAUUUGAGACACCUGGCUACAGUCAGACCCAAAUAUCAUGAGUGAGAAAAGGGAAAAUGAAGUGAAGGAGCAGAGAAGAAUCCUAUGAGUGAUAUACUGACCAUGCGUCUUCGAGAAGGACCCACGCACUCUUUCCAGCCCCCCAGUUCAGUCCACUCUUCGCUUGGCAGCCAUGUUUACACAUUCAGCAAUGGCACAGCAGAGGCAGACAGCUCUUCAGAAGAAGAAUUUGAUGUGAUGGAGUUGCGAGCACGGGGCGGUGAACAGCAGCGGAUAAAUGCAUCACGUGAGAAGGUUGGCAAUGUCAUUCUACUGGAACGCGCCAUCACAGAGGAUGAUAACCUCAACAAACUGGCACUACAGUAUGGCUGCAAGGUUUCUGACAUCAAGAGAGUGAACAAUCUUAUCACAGACCAGGAUAUCUACGCUUUAAAGACAAUCAAGAUCCCUGUCAAGGUUCAUGGACUCUUAACAGAAAGACGUGAUGAGCUGACUGCUUUCAAUGCAAGUGCUCCACCUGAGCCGGAGAAGGAGCUGUCACUACCCUCCAUGGAAAGCAGAGACUUCACUGUUUAUUUCAAAGCGAUUGAUCAGAACAUUGAAGAAGCAGCAGCACAAACCCACGAUCUGUUCAAUGAAUCUUUUGCCUUGGAUUCACCCAGCCUUCCACCCACACGAAUCCUGGGGCAGAAGCAGCCCGCUUCAGGGGCAGACUGGGGGAUUCGGUGGUGGAAUGCAGUUUUUAUUAUGCUUUUGGUGGGGAUUGUUUUGCCAGUAUUUUAUAUAGUUUACUUUAAAACACAGGGAGAUUCAGAAGGCACAUUUUCCAUUGAAGGUAGGACAAAUGUCUCCACUUCUCUGAGCCCACACACCAAUACAGGGCACUCUAUGGAACAAAUGACACAGAGAACAUCUGGUUUCUCACCCGGCCUUCUGCAGGACACUCACAAACUGCUCAAUCCAGGAGGCUGAUGUCGGGAGGCGGAUUACGGACGUUUACAAGAUCAGGUUCUAAUGUGCAGAAGUCACUUUACAUCCUUUUGGUGCCAUAUGAAUCCACUACACUUCGCUCAUGGGUUUCAACCAGACUGACUCAGAUGUUUUAUCUUAUCAGUAAUAUUUCAGAAGGGAUGGGAUGAACCCACAGCCUCCCAGGUUGUCUCCUCUCUUGUCUCUGGAUUUAGGAGAAAGUUGUGCUUCUGGCUCUACCCCUGAAUCACUCACAUAAUUAUCCUUCUUUCAUUUAUAUGAACGCACUCUGUUUUAUGUUGGUUCCUUUAGGAAACACUAGAUUGUUUAAAAAGUAUUAUUUAUAUGUUGGAAUGGGGCAGGAAGAAACUUGUCAGAGUAGUGGUUUGUUUAUCUUUAACAAAUACUUUGUGAUCUAACAGGGGAUGCGCAGUGGUACAGGCUUGUUCUUUAAUCACAACCCUCUCUGCUCCAGUGGUUUAUUCCAUGCCAAGACUUGGAUUGAAGCUGGUAAUUCCUAAAUAAUGACUUCAUGUUACUCCCAUUGGGAACGUGCAAGUGUAUUGGUGGGGCAGCUAUUGCAUAAAGUAAGACUGUCCAAACCACUGUGCUACCUUCUAUCACAUAAAAGCUUUGUAUUUUUUAAAAAAUAUUUAUGUAUGUUAAAGGUUGAAUAGAUUUCUUUGCUCUGCCUUAGCUGAGGGUUCUGCCUUCAUAGUUAUAUCACCCACAGGCACGUUGAUGAGGAGGGUGCAGUUAGCAUAAACAAGCAUUUCAGAUUAAGGAUAAUUAAUUGUGCCAUGUAUUUUGGAAUGUUAUUCCUCAGAUCCUAAAUGUGCAGGGUCGGGGGCCCACCGGGGCUGACACAUCAGGGGCACCGCUGCUACUCCCCAGUGGUAGGGCCCCACGCUGCCGGCACGGUUCUGCUUUGCGCAUCAUGCCUUCCUUACGCAAACGGGGGGAGGUCAGGAGUGCUGGGCCCAGUGUCGGAGUGCCCAGUAGCAGGGCCCCUGCCGCUCCCCCCUCCGAGUGGCAUGGCCCUCUUUCCCUCCCCGUGAUCUGGCGGUAGGAGGUCAGGAUCACCAGCUAUGUCUAGCGAUCCUGUCUCCGCCUGCGGGGCCCAUGAGGACUGGGGCCCACCGGGGUUUUUCCCGGUGUCCCGUCUGCCCAGUCUGACGCUGUAAAUGUGUAUCAUAGAUCACUGCCAUGAAGCAAGAAAGAACUGUUGCUAGAAAGAAAGUUCAGUGGACAUAUGCAUACCCCCAAACUUAUGUAUUGCACAUUGUUUUAGGUACAAUUAAACCCCUUUUGACAGCAGAUACAGAAAAAAAAAAAAAAAAGCAAACUAUUACUGAAUUUCUUCAGCUAUCUCAGGGCUAUAAACAAGUAAAUUUGCCUACAGCAACAGGUUUUGUGAGCAGAGUAAUCUCUACAUGUGAGCCAGAUCAGAACAUUUGAAUAGUGGCUUUGUGUAGUGAAUAAGCUGUGGGACUGCAGAUUGAAGGGGUUUGUAAACACAGUACGUACCAGGGCUAGCCUAAUAGUCGGCAGAAACUCCAUGAAACUGUUCCACCAAGGGUUAAAGCAUAGUGGGGUUUAGUACACUUGGGUUAUGUAGGGUGGAGCAAGAGUGUUUACAUCCAGUUUAAAUACUGCCGCAAAUAUGUAAGUCAACAGGUCAGAUGCCUCAUUCCUCAGAAGUAAUGCUGAACUGUUUCUCUUCAGGGAAAUAUAAACUAAGCAGUUCAUCCAGAUACACGCUGAAUCACCACUGUGCGCAAUGCGUUUCAUGUCAUUCCCCCCCCCCCCAGCUGUAGUGUUUGUUUACAAAUUAGUUAAUGAGCAAUGAUCCCAGCAUAGAGUACAGGAUGGUGCAGAUAAAAGGCAGACAUUUCUAGAUACAGACUCUGGUGACAUUUCCAUAUCCACAUGUAUACAUUUCAAUACAAAUUUAUUUAUGAAAGUCUCACCAUUCAUCCAUUUGGGAAUAUUUGCAAUAUUUUUCUAACUACAAUGAAAGUAACAUUUUGUUGGCUGUAUAGUAACUCACAGAUACCUCCAAGGAGAGAAGAUAUUGGGGCACAGGGCUGAUGGGCUGCUUCUCACACCCCCCCAGCCAGUGCCAAAUAAUAACAUUUACUGUGCCAGCUCAUAGUGUAGGGAAUCUGCACUCGUAUUCAACACACCCUGGAAUAAUAGGGGGAGAAGUAUUUUGCCAGUGGAGCUCUAGUCUGGAAUUUGGAGGUUGGCUGUGGAAAUGCUGUAAUGUUCCCUUAACAGAAUCGCUUACUAAACUGCAAAUCUACUGCAUUAUUGGGAUGUCACAUGUCUCUAAAUAACUGCCUAACAUUUUUAGAGUAUUGAUGUUUGAAACAGCUUCAAGAGUACAGUCAUUUUAGCAAACUGCAGAUUGUUUGGUGCUGGACAUUACCUUCAUAUAGCUGAUCCAAGACUCAUUGGAGCAACACUUGCUUUGCACCCAUAGGAGAUAUUACCCAUUCAUUGCUCUACAUUUGCUCCAGCAGUUCUGAUUUAACCCAAUUGCCCAGCUAUUUGUUUACCUCGGGGCAGUUUAAUGGUACUGUCCAGAAUUAUAUCUGCUAGUGCCUCAUCAUUUUCAUGGAAGGGUGUAGGGGGACGUAUAGCAAAUAGUUAUAUUUAAAAAGAUAUUUUUGUAAAAAAUCCAAUGUUCUACACAAAAAAAUCGGUGAACACCAGAAAGAGUUUCUCAGUCAUUCUCAGAGGCAGUUUACCAUAAUAGGAAUAUUUAUUUGAAAGGGACGCACCAAAUCCAUAUCUGGCUUAAAGCCACAUAACUUUUUUAAUUGUUUAUUUCUAGAUCAUUAUAAAAGUACCAAUGGCAAUAGAUUCAUAGAAUUCUGGGUAAUGAACCCCUAGGGGGGAAAAAUGCAUGGUGCUGCUGCGGGUGGCAUACAAAGUGUUGAAUCUCUUGGCAAUCGGAUGCAAUUUUCUUUGGAUUCUGCAAGUCUGGGUUGGGACUUGAAUACUGCCUUGGGCCAAAUCUUUUGUAAUGGGUUUAAUGCAAUUCUACAAUAGCAGGGGUUCACUGGGUGGGAAGCUGAAAUGCAGGAGAGAAGUUUUGGCAAUGACAAACAGCAAAUGAAUAACUGCAGAAUGCGUUUUGUUCCAGUGAUCCUCGUAAUCUCUUACUGUAAGAUCUGAAAGUGGUAUUAAAAUAAAGUAAUCCGUGUAA
Xenopus laevis (African clawed frog) is the source of this 4496-nucleotide messenger RNA. RefSeq names its product LysM, putative peptidoglycan-binding, domain containing 4 L homeolog (gene lysmd4.L). The transcript has 4 exons. NCBI's taxonomy places the organism in Eukaryota, Metazoa, Chordata, Amphibia, Anura, Pipidae. Gene Ontology annotation, cellular component: membrane. The record is from RefSeq and is a predicted model, not a curated record. The coding region runs from base 398 to 1285 and encodes 295 amino acids.